This is a messenger RNA of Linum tenue, 3261 nucleotides long. The record is from the annotation of a GenBank genome assembly. Lineage: Eukaryota; Viridiplantae; Streptophyta; Magnoliopsida; Malpighiales; Linaceae.
AUGCUUAUAUAUGUCAGUGGAGUGCUGGAUGAUGCAGAGGAGAAGCAGAUUACAAAACCCUCCGUGAAGCUGUGGCUGGACGAGCUUAAAGAUGCAGUUUAUGUUGCUGAUGAUUUGUUGGACGAGGUCGCUUAUGAAUCUCUGAGGUCGGAGCUAGAGUCGCAUCAUUCUUCAAUUAGUGUACAUCAGCUUAAUCCUUUCAAGAUAGAAUUAGAAGCUCAGCUGAGGGAGAUUCUUGAGCGGCUCGAGUAUUUGCUGAAUCAAAGGGAUGGUCUUGGUUUGAGAGAAGGUGGUUUUGUUCGUGAAAACCCAUCAUCUAGUAAAUUGCCCAGUACUUCUCUUGUAGAUGAAUUUGGUGGUGUCUAUGGCAGGGAUGCCGAUCGAGAGGCUAUAAUGGAAUUGUUAUUGGAGAAUGGCAAUGGCGUUGGGGUGAUACCCAUCGUGGGUAUGGGUGGUGUUGGAAAAACAACCCUUGCUCAACUUGUGUAUAACGAUAGGAGAGUAGAGGAUUGCUUUAAUGUGAAAGCAUGGGUUUGUGUUUCACAAGAACCCUCCAUCUCUAAGAUAACGAAGGAUAUCCUUGAGGAGGUUACGGGUGGAACUUUUGAUGGUAAUUUCAAUCAGCUUCAAUUGGAGCUGAAGGGGAGAUUAAAGGGGAAGAAGUUUUUAAUUGUUCUGGAUGAUGUUUGGAAUGAUAAAUACGCAGAUUGGGAUGUCUUGAGACGACCUUUGAUGACUGGGGUGCCAGGAAGUGUGGUCUUGGUCACAACACGCAAUGAAAGUGUAGCAUCGAUCAUGCAGACUGUUCCUAUAUAUAAUUUAAAGGGGUUGAGUUGUGAUGAUUCCUGGUUCUUGUUUGUCAGACAUGCUUCUCGUGGUGGGAGUGCCACGUUGCAUCCGAACUUGGAGCCUGUUGGUAAAGAGAUAGUGGGGAAGUGUAGAGGGCUCCCUUUGGCUGCAAAGACACUUGGUGGUCUCAUGCGCUCAAAGAAGGAUGCUGUCGACUGGGAGAGGAUAUGUAAGAGCAACUUGUGGGAUCUGUCUAAUGAUGAAAUUCUCCCAGCACUAUAUUUGAGUUACCAUUACCUGCCAUCACAUUUGAAAAGAUGUUUUGCUUACUGUGCCAUAUUUCCAAAGGAUUAUGAUUUUGAAAAGGAUGAGCUGGUGUAUUUGUGGAUGGCUGAGGGCUUUAUAGAGCAGCAGUCGAGAGGAAAUAAGCUGAUGGAAGAGUUGGGUGAUGAGUACUUUAAUGAUCUUGUGUCAAGGUCAUUUUUCCAACGGUCAAGCGUGGAUCCAACUGGUUAUGUGAUGCAUGACCUUAUCAAUGACUUGGCUAAAUACGUGUCCAGUGAAUUUUGCUUUAGAUUAGACUGUGAAGAUUCAUGCAAGAUCAAUGGAAGAAUUCGCCAUUUGUCAUAUGCAAUAACAGAAUGCAAUCUUGCUCAGAAGCUUGAAAGUAUCCAUGAGGCAGGUUUUCUGCGGACUUUCUGGCUCUUCGAUUGGUCAUCAUACUUUGUCACUGAUGCUACCUUCAACUUGUUGCUCACACGUAAGCGACUGCGGGUUUUGUCUCUUUCCCACCUUCGCACUCUAACUGAGUUACCUGAUUCAAUCGGCCACUUGAAGCAUUUAAGAUAUCUGAAUCUAUCAGCCACCGCGAUUCAAUAUUUACCCGCAACACUUUGUGGCGUUUACAAUAUGCAGACAUUGAUCUUGCACCAGUGCAGAGAGCUUGUUCAGCUGCCAAACAACUUAGGAAGGUUAAUCAAUUUGCGUCAUCUUGAUGUCAGAGAAACCAAUUUGCAGGUGAUGCCAUUGCAGAUGGAUAAAUUGACAAAGCUGCAUGUAUUGACAGAUUUCAUUAUAGGAAGAGGAAACGGAUCUUGCAUUAAAAUGCUCGGUGGGCUUCAGCAUCUUGGUGGUCAACUUAAUGUUUGGAAACUUCAACAUGUGAUGGAAGCACAAGAUGCUUUGGAAGCCAAUUUGAAGGUUAAGAAGUACCUAAAACAGCUGAACUUCAUGUGGGAUGGAGACACUCAUGAUUCAGUGCAUGAAAGGACUGUACUCGAGCAAUUACAGCCCCAUACAAAUAUCCAGUCACUAUCAAUUGUAGGCUACAGGGGCACAAGGUUUCCCGAUUGGGUUGGCAAUUCUGCUUUCUCAAGUAUAGUGGCACUGAAACUCAGUGGAGGCCAGCACUGCAACACCCUUCCUCCCUUGGGGCAAUUAGUGUCUCUAAGCGACCUCUCAAUCGCAGCAUACGUCAGCGUUGAGACUAUUGGUUAUGAGUUCUACGGGAGUUGCACAUCCAAAUGGAAGCCAUUUGGGUCCCUCAAAAGCUUGAGAUUUGAAAGCAUGUUGUCAUGGUGUGAGUGGAUUCCAUUUGACGGAGAAGCUUUCCCAGUUCUUGAAAAGCUCUACUUCAGACAUUGCCCCAAUCUGAAGAAAGCCCUUCCUAGUCACCUUCCUUCUUUAUCACUGCUUGAGGUAGAAGGAUGUCAGCAGCUUGGAGUAUCAUUGCCAAGAGCUCCAAACAUCUGUAAGAUUAAGUUCAAGGAUGACACUCGCGAUGUUCAGCUUGUGAAAUUGCCUUCGGAGCGGCACACUUUAAUGAUUGACAGAUUCAAUUCAGUUGAUACCCUACUAGAGGCAAUGGAACAGAUGGGAGGGUUCUCUUCUACGAUGGAAAGAAUCGAAAUAAGAAACUGCAGUUCGCUAAGGAGCUUCCCCUUGGAGUUGUUUCCCGGCCUAAAGGCACUAAUACUCACUAGAUGUCUAAACCUUGAAACACUUUCAGCAUCUGAGGUGACUGGUAGCAAUUUCCCUUGUCUGACUUGCUUGGAAAUUAGGGAAUGCCCGAAGUUGUUUUCUUCACUCCAAGAAACAAUGCCUGCACCAAAUUUGACUAGGCUUCUGUUAAUGGGAUGCUUGGGCGUGGAAUCUUUCCCAGGGAAGAGGUUGCUGCCCUCCACUCUUACCAUUCUUAAGAUCUGGGAUUUUCCAAGCCUGACAUCACUAGAUUGGGAAGGGCUUCAAAACCUUCACUCUCUCAGAGAAUUGCAGAUAUGUAACUGCCCUAAUCUCAAAUGCUUGCCAGAAGAAGGGUUUCCGUUAAAUCUUUCUCACCUGUACGUUUCUUGGUGUCCUUUGUUGGAGCAAAGAUGUCGACCGGAUGAUGGAGAAGAUUGGCCCAAGAUUGCUCACAUCCCUGAACUAGAGAUCAAUUUCCAGAAGAUCACUACUUUGGAGCCAAGUGCCUAG